UGUUUAUUGAAUCGGUUCUUUUAAACGAACCGUUCAAAAAAACGAUUCGCGGAAAUCAUUUGGACUUCCCAACACUGUCCGACUGCUCCCAUAAGCCCUAUAUAUUACCAGCGCGACAAGCUUUACCUUCAAUGAACGCAGGGAAGAGGCGCGAUUGGCUGAGAACAGCAUCCCUCAGACACAAAACCGAGAAUCAAGCCUGGCCAUCAGGACAACAGCAGACCAAACUCACACGGACAUCCUCGUACAUUUUGCACAAGGACUGUGAUAUCUGCUGCAUCUUUGGAAACGUGCAUUUGGACUAUUCUUUUUGAGCACACCAAAUUGUCAUCUUGUUUAAAUUUCCGCUUUAAUGUUUCUCGAUCUCUUUGCCUUAUUUUUGUGGUCCAUGUGAUGCUCUCCCUCUCAAAAGACAAGAGUUUGGAAACGCAUUCAGCACUGAUAUACUACACCUAAAUCAGCUUCAACAGUCUCGUACAUCCAGCAUGGAUCGCUGUCAACGACUGUUUAUCCUCCUGUUGGGAUGGGGUUAUCUGUGCGGUGGAUACUGUGCUGUGCUUAAAACACCGUUUAUGAGUUUCUCGAAAGACGUGCAGUUUGAACAAAAAGUGGAAGCGCAAACUAAGCAACAUGUGAAGAAAAGCGAGCAGGACACGCUGUCAGAACACAUGCAGAUGCUCUACGCCAAAUACACCAGCGCGGGAUUCCCUCUCAAAGAUGGCAACACUGUCCGCGGCUUCAAAGGACAUUUGGGGUCCAUCAAUGAUAAGCAGUUACAAAUCUUCAACCUCACUUCUCUCACCAAGUCUGAGGAUGUUCUCUCAGCAACGCUGCACUACUACAUUGGUGACCUGCAGAACAUCAGCCACAGAUGCCCAAGGCACAAGAGCUGUGCUCACCAUAAUAAUCUCAGAAGACAAGGUCAUAUUCACCUUGAUGUCUGGAGUUUCAGCUUUGUGGAUAACACCACCAGAACAAUCGGCCAUUUUUCCAUUAACAUCUCCACAGUGUACCGGGACUUCAUAUCAUGGCAGUGGAAAGACAUUACUCGUGUUGUCAACCAAGCCAAGCAUCACGACCAGCUUCUCAUAGGCAUUGACAUUGACUCAAAAGGACACCAACCUUGGAAGAAACUCUUGUCAGAUAGGUCUCCUUACAUUCUGGUCUACGCCAACGACUCGGCUAUCUCCGAACCCGAGAGUGUCGUGUCCACCUUGCAGAGACACAGAAGCAGACUGGUGCCUAAUCUUCAUCUGCUUGAAAUACAUAAUCGCAGUGCCUCCUCGCAACAUCGGACCAGACGGUCCACCAACGUCCUGCUGCCGCUACAAAACAAUGAGCUUCCAGGCCCCGAGUACCCUUAUGAGAUACCUACAUGGGAUGAGACCAGCCCUUACGAUCCAAUGGAGAGCAAACCAGUAAAGCGCCCUCGCAAGAAGCCGCGCAAGAACCCACGGCACAAGAACCCUCUCCUGCAGUUUGAUGAGCAGACCAUUAAGAAAGCUCGUAAGAAGCAAUGGAACGAGCCGAGGAACUGUGCUCGCAGAUAUUUAAAGGUUGAUUUUGCAGAUAUCGGCUGGAGCGAAUGGAUUAUCUCGCCCAAGUCUUUUGAUGCGUACUACUGCUCGGGGUCAUGUCAGUUCCCCAUGCCAAAGUCUUUGAAACCUUCAAACCAUGCGACCAUCCAGAGCAUCGUUCGGGCGGUCGGGGUGGUCCCGGGCAUCCCAGAGCCCUGCUGUGUACCGGAGAAGAUGUCUUCCCUCAGCAUCCUCUUCUUUGAUGAAGACAAGAACGUGGUCCUUAAGGUCUACCCCAAUAUGACAGUGGACUCCUGUGCCUGUCGGUAAAUGCCUUGGUCUUUUCCACCAGCCUCCCUCCCCUAAACUGAUUCCCAAUUUUUGCACUGGAAGAAAAACUGAAGAUGUUCGUUUCAUAACCCUUGAAGAACUAUCUACAGCUUUAAGGAUUGUGAAGAGCAAAGUGCUUUUCCAGAAGGAAUUCCUUCCUGUUAGCAGGAGGCUUCAUGCAUCAGUUGAGAUAUGAACAUAUGAAGAGAUCCUCUGUCUGUGUUUGACCAGGAUGUUCUCAUGUUUCUAUAACCUCAGCAGUUGAGCUUACAGGGGACAAACAUUUGCUGUCAUUCAUCAUGUUUCUGUACAGUUUGUAUAAUCUGUCAUUAUUAUAGCUAUAUUUUUGCUACAGAGGCAUUGAUUGACUCUAAAUGUUCAUAUUCUAUGGCUGCUAUAAAGUGGACUUCUGGGGGAAAAUGAAAAGUAAAGAUAUCUUUUUUUUGUUACAUUUGUCAAUUUUUUUUUAAU
This is a messenger RNA of Rhinichthys klamathensis goyatoka, 2318 nucleotides long. It is a transcript of the gene bmp3, whose product is annotated as bone morphogenetic protein 3. Gene Ontology annotation, cellular component: extracellular region. The transcript has 3 exons. The coding region runs from base 486 to 1847 and encodes 453 amino acids. NCBI's taxonomy places the organism in Eukaryota, Metazoa, Chordata, Actinopteri, Cypriniformes, Leuciscidae. Gene Ontology annotation, biological process: osteoblast differentiation; BMP signaling pathway; SMAD protein signal transduction. The record is from RefSeq and is a predicted model, not a curated record. Gene Ontology annotation, molecular function: growth factor activity; cytokine activity.